Molecule: messenger RNA, 1702 nt
Organism: Falco peregrinus (peregrine falcon)
Lineage: Eukaryota; Metazoa; Chordata; Aves; Falconiformes; Falconidae
Gene: AP3S2
Product: adaptor related protein complex 3 subunit sigma 2
Exons: 6
Coding region: 379-960 (193 amino acids)
Biological process (GO): Golgi to vacuole transport; intracellular protein transport
Cellular component (GO): membrane coat; intracellular membrane-bounded organelle; AP-3 adaptor complex
Source: RefSeq, a predicted model, not a curated record
GCCCCCUGGUGGCGCAGGCCGGGACCCGGGCCGGGCUCCGGUAGCGCGUUCCCGGCGCUGGCGGCGGCGGAGCUGCCCCGCUGCGGACCAGCCGGCGCCUCCCCGGUCUGCCCCGGUGGCUGUCGCGGAGACCCACCCCCCCCCGGCCUCAGCAGCGGGAGAGCGGCUGCGUGCCCCCUUCGCCCGGUUCCACCGGCACCGGCCAUCCCCUGAGCCCUGGGCCGUCCCCGCGUGUUAGGCCGAGGCCGCUCUCCGGGGACUGCGGGUCCCCGCGGGGCCGCCCGGGCUCGGCCUACCGAGCCGCAGCGUUCCCGGGGCGGGCGAGGGGCUUCCUGCGGGCAGGCCCCGGUUCUGCUCCCGGCCCGGUCCGGCGCCGCCAUGAUCAACGCCAUCCUGGUGUUCAACAACCACGGCAAGCCGCGGCUCGUCCGCUUCUACCAGCACCUGGCAGAGGAGGUCCAGCAGCAGAUUGUCCGAGAGGUUUUCCACCUGGUGCUGAAGCGGGAUGACCACAUCUGCAACUUCCUCGAGUGCGGCAGCCUGUUUGGUGGCUCAGACUACAAGCUGAUCUACCGCCACUAUGCCACACUGUACUUCGUCUUCUGCGUGGACUCCUCGGAGAGUGAGCUGGGCAUCCUGGACCUCAUCCAGGUGUUUGUGGAGACGCUGGACAAGUGCUUUGAGAAUGUCUGCGAGCUGGACCUCAUCUUCCACAUGGACAAGGUUCACCACAUCCUGCAGGAGAUGGUGAUAGGCGGCAUGGUGCUGGAGACCAACAUGAACGAGAUCGUGGCGCAGGUGGAGGCCCAGAGCAAGCUGGAGAAGGCAGAGGGAGGCCUCUCAGCCGCUCCUUCCCGUGCGGUCUCGGCUGUGAAGAACAUCAACCUACCAGAGAUCCCUCGCAACAUCAACAUUGGAGACAUCAACAUCAAAGUGCCCAACCUGUCGCAGUUCAUGUGAGCGUGCCGUGGCGAGGAGGGCUGCCCCACGCACGUUGGUUGUGGCCUGGGCUGGCUGGGGAGAGGAGCUGGGCUUUGCUGGGCUCCCCCUGCCCCUUUUGGGUCUCUGCCCACACAGCACAUGGUGGGGGGCCCAGUGUGCUGCCGGGGGUGCCUGGGCUGGGUGGCAGAGGGUAGGGAGUAGUGAUGGGUCUCGGUGAGAAUGGGGUGGUGCAGUCACCUUGGACAUGGGCUCAGUUCUGCUCUCUGGUCUCCCAAGAACAAGGGCAGCCUUUCUUCUCCUCCCUCCCUGUGGAUGCACAGCCUCUCUCCUCGCUGUGGGGGGAAGAGCUGGGUCCUGCCUCUCCCAGCACUUCUUGGGAUUCCCAGUUGUAAAAAUGUACCUGUAGGUGAUGGCUCCUGCACAUUGUUGCCUCCUCCAUCCUCCCCCCAGGUGGGCCAUCCCCUGCCUGGCAUCCCCAUGCCCACCCUGGUCCUGCUCACUGGGUCUGGCACCCUGGGCUGGGGUUGGGGCCAGCCUGGGUGGGUUUGCUCGUGGUAGCUGCCCACGAGCUCUGGAGCUGGGGCCAGCGUGGGUGGUACCUGCUGCACGGGGGGAUGCCAGCAGGGAGAGGGGAAGGUUAGGGCAAGCCUGCACUGAAAGCUGCUGGGAGAAGAGAGCCAGCUUGCAGGGUCGGGGCCAGGCUGGGGGCCUCCUUCAGCAGCAUGACCCCGUGGUCCUAAUAAACCACCGUGUGAACCUG